AUUGCCGAAGAGUUGCUACACGCAUGCGCAUCCCUUGUCCAUAGGCUCCAAUUGUAGGCUAAAGUUAGCUUGGAGAUAAGAGCCAUACGCAAAUAUUUGCCACCUGCACCAACUUUUAUCGCUUUGCCAGUUGCACCAGCUUAAUUUUACGGACAACUGACAAGCCAUUUCAAUCAUAACUCUCAACAUUUAGUCGAAUUGGAGUUUGUGCGUCGUCGCCGAAGAACUCAACUUACCGUGAGCCCUUUUGUUUACUGCCUAAAGUCAUGAGGUCGCCUCCUCCUACUUGGCUCAGCACUAACUAAGGAGCUGGGUCACCACCUGCAGUCACUGCGGCUCAUUUCACAAAUGGCUCGCACUUGACUGCAUAUAACCAACAGCUUUGUUCAGGACAGCUCGGGAAUGGAGACAUUCGGGGUGUGUGACUGCUGAAACUGUGGUGUUAGCCUGCGCACAAGGAGUUCACCAUGAUGCCUGUAAGUUAUGCACAUGCAGUUCCUAUUCUUCAAAUGUCAUAACUUUUUGCAUUUCCAGUAGUUUCUUUAAAUGGAAAUGAGGCAUUGGAUUCUUUAGUAUGAGGCAAAUUUGCAGAUUAUAAUAAACCCAGAGUGGAAUAAUGGAACUCUUACCAUACAUGGACCUCUGUGAACCCAGUUUGGUGAGUGGGAUAAGGCAAUACUAUACACUGGUGUAUGGAAAAACCCACAAUACUGAAAAAAGAAACUGAAACAGGACUCCUGAAACCUAAACCCUAAAGAUUGAUUGCGUGGUCUGCUUAAGGUUGUUUGGACUCAUCAUUUUAAGGACAUAAUGUUGCUUGAGAAUGAUAUGAUAGGAUUCUGUCAUCACAAUCCAAUUCCCAUGACAGAGGAUAUGAUUGUUCCCUGUUUCGGGAGUCCCUGGAUUGCCUUAUGUCCUUAAAAUAUACCCCACAGAGCAAAACUGGGUUACUGGGCUCCUUUUACUAGUUUGACAUAAUGCAACUCAUUGUACCUGACAAGUCUGACCACCUGCAAAGAAAAUGUGAGCUUUUAGAAACAAAAGCAUAAAUACAGGCUGACACUGUUUGCAGUCAAAGCCCUUCUUGCAGAGUUUGGAGUCUCAACAUUCACCGAGGACAAACACAGUGGCUUGUUUCCUCAAGCAGCUUAGAGGAUAAGCUGACAAUGAUCACCCUGCUUGCCCUUAAGUUGAAUUGUUGACUCAAGUCUAUAUUUAACUUUCUGUGUGAUGUUUUUAAGCCUUUAUAUCACAUAGGACUUAAAAUAUUAACUUUUCACAGCUGCUGAUAGGCUAAACAAACACUUUCAUGCACUCACUGUUCUCUUCUUUUGAGGAAAAGCUAAAUCCAUGUGAUUGUCAUUUUUGGGUUUAGUCAUCAUUUUUAGUAACAUUUUACUCACCAUGUAAUCUGCAGAAUUUUGUGACCAUGGUGACAACACCAGAUAGAUGUCUGACAGAGCAUGCAUUAUCAAGAGGUGUAGAGGUACAUGUGUAGAUGCCAGGAUAUUUUGAGAUGGCACAUUCAGAGCAGUGCAAAUGUUUACUAUUCUGAAUGUGAGCAGGAAUAAAAGUACUGUAAUUGAAAUCCACAAGACUAGAAAACAAACAAACCACACACGUACUGUAGUGUACAGUGACCUUCUCAACAGAUGUUACCAGCUUCUACAGGCUACUGUUAUACAGCCACAGGUGGAGAUAAGAGAGAAGGGAGCAGGGAAAAGAGCAGGAGGAGGCAGGUGUGUGUAUCUGUGUGUGUCGUUGUAAUAGUUGCAGUUGCGUGUCGUUGUCGCUCAGGCUUCAAUUGAUCAUCAAUUUAUCAAAAAUAGUGAUUUUGCCUCAAGGUUUUGAUCUGGCCUUUUAAUGAAAUAUUCUGAAAAAAGUGAAUGUUACUCAAAAUUAUUUUGGCAAGUUCAAAGUUUGCACAAGAGUUUGGCGAUAUGGCCUCAAAUCAACAUCACGAUAUAUUGAGCAGUUCACCUUGAUAACGAUAAAUGGACGAUAACUACUCCACAGGCUGCUCACCCCCUCCCACAUUAACUUUGUCUACUUCAGCCGCUGCUCCAGCCACUUCAACUUUUGUUCCGUCCUUCAUCUCCUCACCUGUUUUUCCAUCGUUUUUUAUGGACUGGAUGGGGUGGAGUGGCAUCUCCAACUUAGGACAGCAUCCUAAAGGGACAUGAGACCAAAGCCUGCCUACACAUAUCCAAAACCAACUUUUAUUUAUUUAUUUAUUUGACACAGAAUAUACAGACAUGGGCAAAAUGACAUCAGUUAUUGUUAUAAAUUUCGGUAUCGGUAAAUUUUCGGUUUAUCACCCAGCCCUAGUUUGCACUGAUGUUAAGUUUUUUAAAUCUACCUACCAACUCAGGCUGUGUGUUUUAAAAUUUAAUUUCACACCCUGCCUGCAAUCCUGAAGUGUUGAUGUUGUUCUUCAGACAGUAAUUUUAGAAUGUGGCACUCCCACAGUCAACACAAUGGUGGCAAACAGCAGCAUCUAAAUUUUAGGAGCUGUUGAAAACACUAAUCCCACGUCGCCAUCCUGAAAGCUGCUACAGUGAUGGAUAACCGCCGUUAUUAAAAGCCGUAUCACAUUUUGUUGUCCUAUGUGACUGAACUGUUGACUUAAAGUUUGUUAUUAUUGUGAUGUAACCACCUUCAUCAAUCAGCUUCUAGUUUGCGGAGCAUUUGUAUGUUGAUUUUGUAGAUGUCAACAGGACAUCCUGAAAAAACGAAGAUGAGGCUCAAACAUCAAAACCACAAGAAUUUCUGCGGACCUCUGAUUUGUCUUUUGCCGUCCUGCGGCAGGAACUCAUCCUGUGUGUGCACGGACCCUGCAUGGACUGAGGCUGCUCUGUUUUUAUCCGUCUAUAACAUUAGAUAAGCGGGCAGACUUCUCAUACAACAAUGAUGCAACGCAAAGUGCUGUACUUAAAAAGAAAAGGAAAUUCAUACAAAGGGAUCCCACCCUGAAAACACACACACACACAUCAAUCAAUAGAUGUAGUUAGACAGGAGCUUUAAAAAAAUAAAAUAAAUCAAAAAUAACUGAGCAAACGGAGAGAAUGUCAUCCUAAGAGAAGAAAGAAACUCUGGAGGUAGAGUAAAAUGUUGUAAAUGUAUCGUCAGCCCUAAUGUUUAAAAUAAAGAAAGCAGCUUCUUCGUCGAAACAGCUCAUGAUUUCUAUUUCUUUGUGAAUGUUGAGACUUUCCUCUGAACAUGGAGGUUGCAGAGUGGGUUAGUCCUCUCAUCAGUGAACAGCCUGUGAGAAACACUCAUCUCCAGACUUGGAUUAGCAGUGAAGCGGGGAGUUAGAGAGCCUGGCAGGGACUGGGGGCAGCAGUCUGAGUAACAAGACAGACGCACACAUAUACACACACACACACACACACACACACACACACACACACAAAACAGUACAUUCCUCUGUCAUUCCUACAUCGACAGCAGCCAGGCAGAACAGAGAGUGCUUAUGUUGGACAAUGCAUUCUGCAAUUGUGAGGCAGGAUCAGCUGAGUCGAAAUAAGUACAAUACAAUACAAGAACUUAAUUGAUCCCCAGAUGGAAAUCAUUAAGUCAGGAUUAGUGUGAUUUUAUUUAAAUAAUAGAAAACCUCAGUGAAGAACAGAGGAGGGUUUGAAAAGUAAACACCAGCUACAAGAAAUAGAGGCGUUGUGUGUUUUUUAAAAGUAUUUUAUUGAUAUGUUUCACUAUUUUUUCAUUAAUACCACUUGUUUAUUAUUGUACAUGACCCUCCUGCUGAUUUGUAAGACAGAUUUCUGGCUAAAAACUAGAGAUGCACCGAUCCAAUUUUUCCGAUCCAAUCCGAUACAGAUACCUGGGCUGAGCGUAUCGGCUGAUAUCUGAUACCGAUCCAAUACUACUGUUGAAUUAAUGAACUGUAUACUUUGCCCUGUGAGUAAAGGGAUCAGGCUUGACAUUAGCUUUGUUAAAAAAAGAUAUCAAAUUAACAGAGAUAUAAAUUUACUUAAUAAUAUUUAUUGACAAAUUGCACAUUAGCACAGACAAAGAAUUUGGAGCGAACAGAAUCACUGUGUUGCUGUGUAUGAUAUUAAUUAAAAGAAAAAAAAAAAGACUGAAUUGGAACGCUGAAUAGGCAUCAUUCAUCAAAUAUCCUAUCCAGUUAAUUUGUCAAUAUCAGAGCCAAUAUCCGAUCCAAACAUCAUCUCCAGAUUACAGAUUUGGAGGUUGACUUUCUUAUGUUUUGGAGCUAGAAACGAUUAUAGUCUUUCCUCUUGAUUUUGUUCACCAUAUUGGUUGUAGCAGGUUUAUUAUGAGGCUGCUGUUUUAGGGAAAUAAUAAAUUCAGUGUAACUUUAACACAAUAGUGUUCUUCCUGUUUAACAAAAUGCGUGUUUUGGGCUGUGUAGGUUAUGUCUUUGUGUUGGUAAUGUGGAUUAGAAACAGUGACUCUCAGGGAUGCAUGGUAUUAUCAGCAUUAUGUUUGCAGAAUACGGUUUAAAAAGUAAAUUAUGGUGUUUAACGGUGUGAAAUUUUCCACUGGCAUGUACCGCCCGUGAGGUGACACAUUCAGUAUGUGAAAGUGAUGAUGCGUGGCCUCAACAAGCAUCUACAUGUUAGUCAUGUGGAAGUGUUUCAAAGAGUCAGGAACAGACGGCAAAAUGGUCAUUUUCAGUGAAGCUCAAGUGAUGCAAGACGGAGCAAAACAACACUCCCUGUAACACUCCCAUGUCAAAUGUGCAUGACAAGGACCGUCAUCCUGAUCAGUAUCAACACCAAAAAAGUAUCGACAACAAAGAAAAUCCAACCAACAGACUGUCGAUACAUUAGGAUUAUUGUUCGAGCCAGUAUCUCUUAUUUUUGCCAAGAUGAUUUUUAAAAUGUCUGCCUAUCAGAUAUCUUAAUUACUGUAAGAGUAAUUUUGUGUGAAAUUUUAUCCUGGUUCCAUCACUGGAUUAACAAAAUAAUCAUUAAGAAUCUUACAGCAUUAAAACAACCUCUCAGUACUUCUCUGUUGGGUUUUGCUGCUGCUUUUUGCUUUUUUGAUGAUUUCAAGAAAGAUAUUUGUCUCAGCCUCACUGAACUUCCUAAGUCCUGCCUUUGAACACGUUUUCUUAGAGUAAGAUCAAACAUACGGUGAUUUGGUAGGUUUAAUGUUGUUCUUGUUUCUCCCUAGAUGGCUUUUGAGCUGUCUGACAGCGUGACACUGCUGUUUGACUUCUGGGAUGUUCGUGGACCAGCAGGUAGGCUGCCAAAUGUCAAACAUCAUCUUCACAUAGAUGAGCCAUUUACUAAUGACAGAUCUAUCAGGCUAGCAGUCACUCAGAACCAGUUCAUCUGGUUAAAACACACUAAAUUGUUAUGCCAAUAGACAUAGCUGGCUCCAAAUUGUUUACGGUGUUUGAUAUUACUUCCAGUUGAAGUGCUUGUUUUUUUUAAUAUUCAUGUUCCAUUAAACCCACAUAUCCGAGGCCUGGGAGAUGGAGUAGGGAGACAUAAUGAGUUUAAAUUCAUUUUAGUAAUGCAUUAAAACGUCGGCCUGGUUACAUGUAAAAUAAUGUGUAAGAUCAUGUAUGGAAGCUUCUUGUGUUGCAGCAUGUUAGUUCUUGGUGUGAAAUUGGUGUGUCCAAGACUUUGAUUUUGGAGUCAACACUGUUAUGCUCCAAGAAAAAUGAGGAAAAAUGUAUAUUUUUUUCACACACACAAAAAAAAAUCAGUUAAGAUAUUUGAUUUACAUCUGCAUCAUAUGCAGCAAUACCUAGGUUUGGGAUUUUUAACCCUAACACUGAUCUCGUCUCAGAUACUGUUCAAUGUUUAAGGAGAAAACUCUAAAUAAAAAGUUUAGAAAAAAAAAAACUUUUUCUCCAGCAAACUAAUAAACUCUUUGGUGCCACUCUUAAGUUUGAUGUAUCUGGUGUGUAUCAGCCUCAGUUUGUCACCUGUAAGCUCUUGUAAAGUUUUCUGACAUUUAUGAACGAGGCCGUAAUUGACGUCAAUGACCUUUUAUGAUACACAAAAGCAAACAAGAUCAUCAGCAGCAACAUCGGUCAUUUUGACAUUGUAAUUUUAGUGCCCAGGUGCAAUAGUGCAAGGGACAAGGUGAAGAAACAGACUAACGUUUUUACAUUUUCAACAUUUAUUAUUCACAGUACAUCAAAUUUGAAUUUGAAUUUCCCUUGUGGGAUUAAUAAAGUAUCUAUCUAUCUAUCUAUCUAUCUAUCUAUCUAUCUAUCUAUCUAUCUAUCUAUCUAUCUAUCUAUCUAUCUAUCUAUCUAUCUAUCUAUCUAUCUAUCUAUCUAUCUAUCUAUCUAUCUAUCUAUCUAUCUAUCUAUCUAUCUAUCUAUCUAUCUAUCUAUCUAUCUAUCUAUCUAUCUAUCUAUCUAUCUAUCUAUCUAUCUAUCUAUCUAAACUUCUGUCAAGUCACUGUCAAUAUAGCGCUUAAUUAAUGUUUACUGUUAAAUUUAACUCGUGUCAUUUUUUAACCUAAAUUUUAUUGCUGUGUUUAUUUAUUCAUAUUACCUAGCCAUCCACUGUAUUAUCCACUGCAGUUGUAUUUCAGCAUUCUGUAUAUUUUAUCCUACACUUAAGACUGACCAGGGACAAAGUCUGCAAAUUAGCUAAAGCUAGACGUCUUGUAUGCAUCACAGUUUCCAUUUUUUGUGGCAAUGUUUAGUCCCUGUUAAAUACACAUUAAAAUAAAAAAAAUAAACAGGAUAAGUUUUUAUCUUUUUAGUUGGACAUUUGUUCUGUAAUCUGUAAGAUUCAUUCCUCUCAUGUGGAGUGAAAAGUUUCUCAGCUGUACACAAGAGUCCAGGAAGUCUCUGCACCAUAAAAAGAAAUGUUCCAGUACAGACCCCUCAAUGAAAUAUUUUGUUUUACAGAUUAAACAAGGUUUAUAUUACGAGUUGAACUUUGAGUCUAAGUGGUGCUGGUGGUCGGGUUUUACUGCAGACACAGCUGGGAGUCUGUAAGCUCAGUAAUGCACUCUCAGAGGGGUUUUGAUCUCCUGAAAAUAUGUAUAAAUAUUGUCCAGAGUGUAAUGCAGUUUGUUUAACACAGACUUUUGCUGUGUGUUGUGACUCUGUGCUCCACAGGCAUGGUGCUGUCAGUGUUUGUGGUUUUCUUGCUGACCGUCUUCUAUGAGAUCCUCAAAGUGUGGAGGGUAUGGCUGGGGGUCAAGCAUAAACUGGCCCAGCAUGAGUCCCGGUACGGCCCCGCCAUGUCUUCUCGCUGUGACAACAGCUCAGUGCUGGAGAACAGUCCCUCGGAGUCCUCGCUGACCCCCAUAGACCCACCCUCUCCUGGUCCACACAGAUUCAGGUCAGGACCUGGUAUAAACACAACGACUUAGACUGUUUGUAUUUAUCAAGUAAUAGUUUUAGUAGAGUCACAAACAUUGGGAUUGAGAGAGGUCGUAUCUCUCCAUUUUCUCUUUCUUUACCUCACUUUUUUCCCCUCUUAUCGUAAAUUGUCCAAACAUUUACAUUUCGUGCAAAAGUACUGAUAAAUUGAGUCAGAGGAACACCAGAGUCACGGUGAACUGCAGCAGUAAUCCAUCCACUGUUUUCUGUUGAAGCUUUCAGGUGGUUUUCUUUGUAAAUGAGCCUGUCAGUAAACAGACUAUAGGUAACACGUAAUGAGAUAUUUCUCAGUCUGUGUGAGACUGAACAUUGACCUACCUCUGUAAAAUGGCUUACAUACACUCUGUUGUAAUAAUAAAAGUCUUUGGCUGUUGCAUAACACUGAACAUAUACAUGCUCAAUUAGGCAACUGCACGAAUGACUCUGUGUGUAUUCUGUGUACUGGUUUACGCCCAAGAUACUUAAUUAAGCUGUUGAGCAGAAACCCUGCCCUAGGGUAUAUUUACCUGAGGGCAUAUAUGGAUCGUUUAAAGUUGAACUUUUUUUGUUAAUACUUUCACAAUAAUGUGAGUUAAUUAUUAGGAGUGGGAAUCAGUAGAGGCCCCACAAUAUGAUAUUAUUGCAAUUUUCAACAUUUUGCAGUACAGUGAGUAUUGUGGUACAAUAAACUGCUAUUUAUAAAAUUUUUUAAACUGUUUAGCUAAUUUAGCAUUUGUCAUUCUUUUAUGUUUGUCUUAUUUACGCUGUAUUUUAUUUUCCUCUAGCACAUCUUGCAAACCUUUUAAUAUAUUUGUUGUACUAACUUUCUCUUGCUCUACCUCACUAGACAAACAGUUGAUUUUAUUUUUCCAUUAUCAUACAUUUGACUUCAUAUUAGCAAUCAAUUAGAAAAAUCGAUACUUAGUAAAUGAGAUGAUAUAAUAAAUCACCUGACAAAAUAUUGCGAUACUAUGCUAUAUCAAUUUUUUCUCCCACCCCUAUUAAUUAUUCAGUAAAUUAGCUUGUUAGGUAGUUUUGGUGGCAUCUUGCAGCUCCCUAAUCCGUGUCCUACAACCCCUUUGAAGGGUCCCAACCUGCUCAUCUGUAAUGCACACAUAGAUCCUCUGUAAUAAAUUUAACUCGUCUUCUUCUUCAUCCUCAGCCUGCUGAUGCACAUCACUCAGACGAUCCUACACUUGAUGCAGGUGUCUCUGGGCUACCUGUUGAUGCUGUGCGUCAUGACCUACAACUUCUGGGUCUUCCUCGGUGUCAUCGGAGGCUCCACCCUCGGUUAUUUCAUCUCUUUCCCUCUCCUGGAACAGAUCUGAUGGUACAGACAGUUUAGAAAGGAUGUCUUUUUGUUAACCGAGGUAAAUGGGGAAACUUCCAGAAUGAUUUAAUUCUGCAAGUCAUUGGUACAUGUGCUAAAAAUGAGCUAUGCGACACUAACUGCGCAAACACGUCCAUCUGAAUGUGGAAAUUGGAGUUUUCCAGCACAAAAUCUUUCUCAGAUCAUCAGUCCCCUGUCCUCUGGCUUUGGGACUCCAAAGCACUUGAAUAGAGAAUAUUAAGUUAAAAACAAAGUGAACCAUUGGGACAAGGUGUAUUAUUUCAUAUGUAAAAAGCCUUUAUGUAUGUGAAAGGGAUAAAACUGCUCCUCGGUGUUACAGGCGCAUUCGUCCUCGUGCUCUGAUGCGGCAAACAUCCAAAUCCACACCUAACGUGGGCAAACAAAAAUGAGAACAAACACUGGGAUGUUCUACAUCAGAGGUACAACCAAAUUGACUGUAGGAAACAGGCCGUGCUAAUUGUUAUUGUUUCCGUACUUCUGUUUUCUUUGUGCUUGUCUGAUCAAUUUGAACCAUAACUCAGUUUAUAUAGAAGUUAGACACUACGGGUGAUUAAAGCAUUAAAAAUGCAACAUGUCUGUUACUCAGUCAAAAGUCAGUUGAGCUGGAUACUGAGGGGGUUUAUAUUUCACUGUGGGUCACUGACGCAGUCUUUCAUUUCGAGCUGAGAUUAAGAUUGAAAGGUCACAAGACUUGAUUCUGUUUGAGGAACGGGAUCACAUGGUCGCAGCUCGUAAAACUUCUCUGAUGUGUCAUCUUGUUUUGCUAACGAAUCAGUGUCAUUGUCAUAAAGACAUGGAAAGACAAAGAGAGCUGAUCAUGUGGUUCUUUAGAGAUCAUCGACCAAACUCCAAAGGAAAAAAAAAAAAGUUUGAGUGCCUUGCCAACAUUUGUUUAGUACUGAAAUAUGCUUUCUUCUGUAUCUGAUAGAGGCGUAUUUAUAUACAGUGAAUCACUUGUGGUGGAUUUUUGGAUAAAUAUCUUAUUUUCUGUCACACUUUGGAGUUCUUGUGGAUCAAAAAUAAAGAACAAGGUGAAUGAAACAGCUUUAUUUAUCCAUCUGUUUGUUUGAUAAAAUAGACCAAAACAUUUAAGAAGGGCUGCUUAAACCAAUAAAGACGCUUCUGUUCCGAAUGAAGCUUGCCUCACAGAUUCAUGGUAGUCUUCCUCUUUUAGAGCUCAAUCUUAUGUCUGAAUCUGAAGACAGAAAACCCCAAAACUGUCUGAGAAAUGGUAAAAAAUAAACACAGUUUCACAACAGGAAACUGACUCAUUACAAAAGCAGGAAUGGCAAAUGUCUUUCCACUGUGUUCAGGAUGACAUUGCAGUUUUGUUUGGUGACCACAGAUAAAAAAAAACAUGGAACAAAUUCAUCCAAUAGAAAGUGAGAUGUGGUUAAUGAGAUUAACUGAGAACACUUAACACCCCGGGGGCUCACAGUGUCCUUUAAGUCCUCAAAAGAAACUGAUCAUGUUGCAAUGAUUAAAAGGUUCCCAGAGAGCAAUUCACCAUGAAGCAACAAACAAUAAAAUUUAGAUGUUAAACAGUUUGUACUUUUAUUCAAAUAUUACACUCUGUCUUUACAUACAUAAUUUCAACAUGUUUUUGUGAACUCUUAUGUCAAAUUAUUUCAGGUUUUUACCUUCAAGAUGUUUUGUUAUAUUUUAAUCUUUAUCAGGCUUCUCUUCUUGUUUCCUGCAAAAGGAGCCCUUUCUGCUCGUUCUUCUCUUGAGUCACUGGUAGCAUUUUAUGUCCUCUUCAUGGUGCAUGACCACUCAGCUGGACAUUCGCAAAAUAUGCUAACAGCUUGACACGCGGUCCAUCUUAAAUGUAGAAUCAUAGACUCCAAUUUCCCUGCACAUGAAAGCAGGUUUCUUUAUGAACCUUUAAUGUAACAUCCUUUCCCCUCAAUUUUACUGAACAUUUACAGGUGCAUCUUCACAAAAUAAGAAAAUUAUAAACAUCCCAUAACUCCCAUCAGCUGCUGAAGAAAGUAACCCAUGGCAAAAGAGCCCCAGCUAAGUAUUGAGUCUGUAUAAGAACACACUUUCAGAUGUUGGACAUGUUUUGAAUCGUUUUUGAUUGAUCUUCAGGAAUAAUCUGUUUAUUCUGAGAUACUGAAUUUACAUUUUUCAAAGAUACAAGCCACAGCCAUGAAAAUUUAAAAAAAUGGCUUCAAAUGUUUCAAUUUACGGGCAUUUAAUAAAGAAAAUAUGAAACUUUAUCUUUAGCCAGAAAGACGUUUUCCUGAUUUGCAGAACUGUGAGUGUUUUUCGUAGUAUGGUUGUUGCUUAUAUUUCUGCACAGAUGAGGACAUGAAAAAGUCGAUUAGAAUCUAAAAAGAAAAAAUUGGCUCAUAGAAAAGUUUUUUGGCUGUACAAAGAAGUUAAGGGAAAAUAUUGGUAAAUAUAAACUCAUGAAGCAAAUGUCCAGAAUCUCCCUCGUGAUCAGGUGGAGGUCUAUCUCUGAUUACAAGUUCAUCAAAUCCAAUGAGCUGAACGCGAUUAUUUACACAUGUUGGCCGUCUACACCCACAGGCAAAGAGACAACAACACCGUUAAAUAUUUCUGCCACAAAACAUAUGAACAUCUUCCUUUUCCACACAGUUUCUUCCAGGUUAAAUAUCCAGAGUUGAAACAUUACGGCCACUUGUGAACACAGAAAAAGUUAUAAAGUGAGCGAAAUUAGAAAUAGAGACCAGUCUUUUAGAAACACAGAGUGAAAGUCCUCAUACAAAUCCCCACACACAGUUAAAAGGUAAGAUUGUAGCGCCCCCUGCUGCCCAGAAAGAAGCUGAUAUCACGUAAAAGAAAUUCAUUUAAAGGCACAGUCUGUCAUUCUUUCCAACUUUUUCUAUUUUUUUAUUUUAUGUGAAAGAUAUAAUUUAUGAACAAAAAGCUUCACUGUGAUUUGAAAACAUAUACAACUACCGUAAAACUUCAAAAUGAGUGACCAAGGCUUUUGUCUGUUUCAAUCUACAAAGUCAAUUUGCCUUUAUUUGGACAGUCUUAAUAAGAGACGGGCUUUUAAUUACUUUAGAAAAAGACCUCUGCUGAGUAAAGACUGGAAAUUUUUUAAUAUUGUUUUUAAUUUAAUCCCUUUAUUUCCAUCUCUAGAGCCAGCUCAGGUAGUAAAGACACUCCCUGUUCGCUAAUGCUGAGUGUUAACCCUUCUCCUGCCACUCCACAGUCAAGCAUUUUACUAUCUUUCUCCGACAAAAGUUGGGGUUCAGCUUAAUGUUGCUGCUUGUUCUCCAAAAAGUCAACGGGGAAGUCACUUCCUUGCAAACCUGACAGCAUUCAGGCCCCUGUUUUCUCUGUGCCAUAAUGUCAAUCAGUAAAUUGAUGUUAAGUCUGAAUGUAAGUAGAAACCAGGCACUGGGGAUUUCCCCUUGUGGGACUACUAAAGGAGUAUCUUUACUUAUUUCAUUGCACAGUCAACCUGAUAAACUUCAAAUGUAUAAAAGCUUCUCUGUGAGACCUGCUUUAAUUAUCAAAAUGUCAACCUGCAUCAUACUAAAGAAAUCUUCAAUCUGAAGGGGCUUCUAUUAGAAGUUUUACAGUAAGUAAAUGUCUAGUAUUUAGCUCUUACUUUGCAAGUUUAAAAAGUAAAUGAUGGUUGAAUAAGCCCUUAACCUUGUAAUGCAGCAUUAAAGGGCCUUUUUAAAAUCUGAUAUGUUGAAUUCAGUAACAUACGCAACAUUAGAGAAAGACUUUUAUAAAGGUUAGUUAUCUUGCAUUUAGAAAACACCUUUUACCAUACAGUAAGAAUAUGAACAAGUGAGGAUGUGCAAUUUCAACAACAAUUAAGCUAACAAAACGUUUAAAUAAAAUCCUUAUCCGUUCCCCUUCUCUCUCAUCACAUGGAGGUACAUCCUCUUACGUUUCCUCUUAAAGUUUCAAAGUUCUGUCCAGAAGAUCGUCUCCUCACGCCAGAGUCAUCUCCACAUCUACAGGGUCAAUAAUUUUGUCCUCUUUGCUGAGGCCAUUUGCUAUGGGCUCAGGCACGCCCUCAUCCAGACCCUCGUUGGUCGGCGAUUGGAAGCCGCUGUCUCCAUGCGAGCUUGAGUCUGUAGCUGAUGGUGGUUUCGGCGACGACUCGCUAUCUGACUCUGCAGUGGAGACCUCAGCGAUCCCUUCGUCCUUCUGCACCGCUGUGUUUAUUUCAUCCACAGCGUUCUUGACGGCUGUUUCCUCUGUAUUCUCCGUGUCAGCUUUCUGCUUCCUGCUUCCUUUUAGCUGCCGGAGGAGCGACUGUGGGGACGUCUUGUCUCGUGGGGAUUUACUGGGGACAUCCUCCACCACGGUGGUCACAUGAGUGACAUCCUCCUCCACCCCGUCUUCCAGGGUGACUUUGCUGAUGGUUGGCUCCGUCUCAUUGGUCUCAUCGCUCUGUUUCUCCUCUGACACAGGGACCAUCAUCUCUAUGACCGGGUUAAUCAGGUCCCUGAUCUCGUGCACACUGUCAGGAGACUUGGGAUCCUCAAGUGGGCUGAAGUCUUGCUCCUCCUUCUCCUCUUCUUCUUCUUUUAUCACCUCCUCCUUCUCUUUCUCCUCUUCUUCUUUUAUCACCUCCUCCUUCUCCUCCUCCUCCUCCUCCUCUUCUUCUUGCUCAUCCUUUUUAACCCCUGACACAUCAGCACCCUCCUCUGGGAUGAGAUCCACCCCUGGGACCUCCAUGCAGGACUCAUAGGGUAAAGGAACUCCGUCCAGCUGGAUCAUGGACACCACCUGCUUGCGUCUGCUCCCAGAGCCUCCUCCUCCCACUCCUCCAUCAACAGUGCCCUCUGUCUCAUCCCCUCCAAAUUUGGCGGCCCAGUCCACUUGAGAGUUUUCUCCGAGGAGGUGCAGGUUCGGGUCGCUGUUUGUCAGGAUGAUGCUGUCUCUGUAGAGGUUGUGUCUCCUCUGGACGGCCGCCUCCUUCACAGCUAGACGAAGAAAACAAGGACAAGCAAACGUGUAAGGUCAAAGUAAAGAUGAAACAACAGUGCUAACCCCCACUUUCAUCUGCAUCCCUCACCCAUCAUUAUGUCCUUGGAGACGGACUGCAGCACCACCUCCUCAAACAUGUUUUCCACCAGCAAGAAACGGGAGAAAUCCUCAAAGAUUAGCUCCUUAAAGCGAGGCAGCUCCUGCAAAAUCAAGGAGUAUCGCAAUCCAUAAACUGUGGAUUGUGUAAAUGAUAUAUUUGGGUUUUAAAUUAUGUAUUUAUCAGAAAAGUGUUGAGUGGCUGUCAGGCUUUACUCACAGAUGAGAAGGACGGAGACAGCUGCUGGAGCAUGUACGGGAUGAUGAUCUGCAGGAGAGCCUCUCUGAAGAACUUCUUUCUCACUGUGCUGCUGUCAUAAUCAUAUUUCUGACAGGGGGGAGAAGACAAACACAUGAAGGCUGUGUCUUUCUCUUUGUCCUCUAUAUCACUUCUGUUUUGAGUCCUUCUCUCUUUACCUUGAGAACCCUGUCUUGGCAUCGCUGGAUGGUCUUGCAGAUGUCGUCGUCUCCCUGAGCCUCUAAAGACUGAUUCAGCAGCUGCUCAAACGUGUACACUGCAUUGUCCAUUUGCUGGGAACAAAUGUUGCAUAGAAGAAGUUUUUUAUGGUAUACAGUAGCACAAUAAAAUAUCUGAUGCUGGUUAGUUUUGUAAAUAAGAUCUUGGCCUUAUUGGCUCAGUUUGUUGUGAAGUUUGUCACACUCUCUUCUUCCAGCAGGUGUCACUAAAGGGUUUUCUACAGACAUGAUGAGCUGACAGUGUGUGUUCCCUUACUAGAUUCAAGGAAGUAUUUCAAAGGCCUCCUAACACCACAUAGAUAGAUGUUUAAUCUUAGUGUUACAUCAGAGAAACCCUCUAUUGUGCCUUACCUCCCUCAUGAGGAUCUGAGCCCUGCUGACGAACACAGAGGGGUUGGAGACCUCAAAUCUCUGCUGCAGCCCCUCCAGAUUCAGCUGCUCCACCUUUUCAUAGCAGCUCUGCAUCUUCACCGGGUGGAAGGCGAGCAUGGACAGCCUGUCCAUGUGCUGCGGGGCGACACACAGAGGUGGGCAACAGUCGAUUGUUUUAGUAAAACUCAGGUUGGUGAAGUGAUGGUGGCUUUUGAGGACAAAAAGCUACUGUGAUGCAUUAGUGACCGUGUCUUACUACUUUUUUCUGUCAUGACUAUACAUCUAUGAAGCCUUCAGUGCAUGCAUGAGACCAUCAAAUCUUUUUAUGUGAGCUACAACAGAUCUGAACAGCCACAGAUGCAAUUUUUUAUUUUAUUUUCUUGCAUUUGAUUUUCGUCUUUUUUAUGAUCUGAAGAGAAUUUUAACAAACAAGACAUCUCUAACUUUUUAGUGCCCAGCAAGACAGACAAACACUGCGUUCAUUUAGCAGGCCUUGUUGAUAAAACAGCUUAUAAAGUCAUGUGCUUUAUUAAUACUAUAAUCACUCUUCAAUCAUAGCGUUACUCAUCUGUAGAUAGAAACAGCAUCAGAGAUAUUUGCCGAAGACUCCUGACUCACUUCUCCGAGCUUUUCUUUGCCUCCUCCAUUGAGCGAGUUCUUGCUGAUCUCCACCAGCUCCCUGAAGAAGACGUCCCUGACCUCGGAGAAACCUCUGCUGGUGGGGUCCAUCAGGGCCUCCAGGAUGGAGCUGAUGUAGGGCUGGACGUUUGUGUUCAGGACUUGCUCUGCCUUGGGCAACACCAGAGCUGCAGUAUGAACACAUGAAGAAUUAAUUUAAAAAACGUUGCUAGUGCUGGGAAAUAAGGCCACAGUAUGGAGGAAAACAAAGGCACGGCUCCAACCUCACGUGAACUCUUCAAAUAUUUGAUCACAGAGUAAAGUGGAUUGUUUCAUGGGUUGAAAUGGUUGGUAUGUUUGCGAUGACAAUUGUGUAAUUUCAAUGCACCCAGCUGUACAACAGCACACAAUCUGCUGACAAGAUACAUUUCACAGCUUGGAUUACAUCUUUGCAUCGCCCUCAUGUAACGUGACCUCACAUCAUUUAGUGCAGCUGACUCCUCUUUUGAGCCCUAUCUGUGGGAUAAAGUCAGAAACGGCUCAUACAGUGCAGGCGAGGGAAUGCAGCUCUGCAACUUUAGCUCAGUGGGACACCACACAUGAAAAUAUGAGCAGACAGUGCCAAGAUAACCUUUGAAUAGAGAGCUGACAGGCUCAUGCUCAGAGGUAAUCAAUCAGGAGGAGUGACUGACAGAAGGAGAGACUCACUGAAUAAAGAGAGGAGAAAUUGUGGAGGGUAAAAUUAAAGCUGGAACGUAACAAAGAAAAGGCCCAGUUGGUACAAAAUGUCUAAAACUAUUUGAUAGAAACUUGAGUAGUGUGGUGGUUUUCAGCCGUCAGAGUAAUCAUUCCCCUCUGCCAACAAUCUGUGAACCAGAGAUCCCACAGCUUUAUCUCAAAGAGUCAAACAAUGAAGCGUUCACCUGAGGCCAGAGGAUCAUAUUACAAUGAGCAGCAAGUGGACCAAGUCAAAAUACAGCGCAUGAUGUACAGCGUUCAUUCAUUCAAGUUUCCUGGUGUUCCCCCUAGUAUUUCUAAUCUCCUCUUGACUUAAAAAAAAUAUAUAUUUAACUGACUUUAAACUUGAUUUCAUCUGAGUAUUAGUUAAUGAUUUCCAGAGAAUAAACACAACUAUGGGUUUUUGAACAGCGCAAAACUUUCAAGCUUUACUUUGAGCGUUAAUCUCUUAAAUCCUGAUUAAUUGCCGAAGUUCAAUAGUUAAAUGAUUCAUUUGAAAAAAAUUUAAAAGUUCACAAUUAUAUGUAAAGAAAAAUUGUUUACUGUGUAAUUAAUUUUGAUUACUCUUUAAGACCUUUUUAUUCACUAAGUUCAUGCAACAGCAAGGAUAAUUAUUAUCAUUGAUCAUUUAUUGGUUACUUAUAUAAUCUCUUAUAUCUGGUACCUUGUCCAUUCAUCAUAAUUGUUCAUUUAUCUGCAGUGCUUCAUGACUGAAUGCACUUUAAGGAGCUUUGAAAUAUCUUUUAUCUUUUAGUUUCUGGCUUUCUGUAGUUUAGUGUCGUUAUUUUUCACUUGUACUCAGGAUUUUUCCCUGUGCCUGUAUGUUCUAUGUUUUUAUGUUUAUCAUGUACUGUUAUGCUGAUGCCUGCUGUAAACCAAAUUUUCCACAGGGUGAUAAUAAUUAAGUUAAAGUUUACAGGAGUUCCAGUAUAGUUGGUUUCCCUGUUUCACACUGCGACCAUAGACAUGAAACUUAGCUCCCUGUGACAUGGCUGCCCCGGUAUGCUUCACUGAUGGGUGUCAGCUUAGAUUCAAAAGAGUUCAGUGAUAUUUUAAAUGCUUUUGAUACAAAGUGUUCUUUGCAUAUGACUUGUUUACUUAGCUGUCUUGUUUAAUCACAAUGGCAGCAAGGACAGUAAAACUCAGCAGGGGCUUAACUACAGUGCGCUAAAUGGGACAAAAUGACGAGCAGUUUAAAAAAUAGUGCAGGAAUUUGGUCCUUAAUCACUUCAACCUAAUGUACUAAGGCUGACAGCCCUACUUUGAGUAUUUACAGGUGAGGUCACAUGGUACAGUCAAGCAGUGUUUUGACAUCUUGAAUUAGAGGAAUAAUGCAUGUUAAAUGCCACAUGUGUUCUGACUGCAUAACAAUGCAAAUAAUAUGGUUAUACGACAACAACUUAAACAAAAUGACUUAAAUACUGCCUCCGAUUAACAGACAAAACUUUGAUGAAAACAUCAUUAAACAUGGUGCCUUUAUUAUAGUUCAUUACCUCUGACUGAUAGUGACUGACUCAAACAGAGGGACACCUGCGUGUAGAUCUCACCUCGUAUCUUGUUGCUGACGUGUUCCUUAGAUGUGAUGAGUUGGUCCAUGUCUGUCCGCAGUCUGGUGUCCAGCUGUACUCUCUGGGCUUCACAGCCUACAACGAGUGCAUCAUACUGCCCAGUGGUCUGAGCCAGCACCUGCUUAUACACCGCAUCAGAUAUCUGAGAGGAGAGAUGUUGGAAAGAGAAUUGGUUUAGACUCAUUUAUGUCUCUCUCCUUUGUUUGUGAAAUAUGCCUGCAGUGUGUCUCUGAGGGGACAGGAACUCACCAACAUCCAGCUCCUCUGUCUUUGCUGCAUCUUCCCUUUGAGACGAGGACCGAUCACGUUUCUCAGUUCUGGAUGGAGGGUCUCCAUCACCAGGUUAGCCAGAAUCUGCACACACAAAAUACAACAGUCAUGUAUUCACACACUUACAAUAUUUCAUCUGAAAAGAAAUUCAUAUCUACGCUUUAUAAUUAACAUAAAUAUAAGUUAGUUAUAUUUAUUUUGACUUGUUUACAUGAUUGUUGUCUAUCAAAUAGUCAGUAUUGUUGUUACAAGUUAUACUGAAGCUACGAUGUCAAUUUGUUAACUCUGGAUGUUUAAAAAGGUAAUGUGCUGUUAAAAUAUUCACUAUGUUUAAGGCAUAAAGUAAUAGCAAAUUUGGGUGUUUUUCACCACACCUCUAAUUCAGUCUAUAUUGUAUAUAUUCUUUUUAUGGACAAAAAUAAAAGUGGAAGUAAGAAAUGUUCAUAAAUAUUUGAGAACCUUUUUACUUUUCUACAAAGGAGGAUAAGGGCCACAUCAAGAGAAAAAAAUAACUAUAAAAAGGAGAUUAAAGUAGAAAUUUCAAAUUUCAAAAAAAUCAAAUUGAUACUUUUUACUGUCAAUAAAGUUAAAAUUUUGAGAUUAAAAAUAGAAAUUUCAGGAUUUAAGUCAAAUUUUUGAGAUUUCGAAAUGUUGUGAAUAAUGUAGAAAUUUCGAGAUUAAAAAAAUUUAAAUUUCGAGAUUAAAGUCGACAUGAAUAAAAUUGAAAUUUCAACUUUUUCAAAUUUCGAUUUUAAUCUCGAAAUUCUGACUUUAAUCUUGAAAUGGAAAUUAAAAAAAAAAAACUUUCCUGUAAUUAUUGUUUUCUCUUCUUGUGGCCCUAAUCCUCUUUCGUACUGUGCGCAUACAAAGUACAUUUCCAGUAAGUUACUUAUACAGUUUUUAUCAAAAAAAUACUGAUCAUCCUGCUAAAGCUUUUAAAGUUGACUAAGUAAACACAUUAAUUUCAGGGGGCUACAGCGAAGCGGAUACAAACAGGAAACAUGAAGAUUAAUGAAGUGACUGCAGUAAACACACAGAGGCACUAUUGAGCUCAAACAGGGUCCUGAAAGGGUCUCUUUCACAGAGGAGACCCCUAUUAACAGUGUGUGUGUGUUUGUGUGUGUGUCCCUGUGAUUGCUGGUAUGUUGAGGGGUGGGUCUUUUUUCCCUCAGACUCUUUGAAGGUCUUGUGUUGGUGCAUUCUUGUACUUUGGUGAGAGAAAGGGGUGUGUGCAUGAUGUAGCUGGAGUGUUUUCAUGAGCUAAAUUGAUUUGGAAACCAGCACCGCAUCCAUCACUGCUACCUCUCUGCAAGUGAAACUAUGACCUGAACCUGAACUUUGGACUGGCACUCAAAGGCCCUGCUUACAAAUUGUUGCUGAAAAGCUCUUAAAUCAUCUCUGACCUGUAAAAAAACAUGCAAUUUCAAGGAGGAAUAUCCCAAGUUUUAAGGCUAUUUCUGAGAGGAAAACAUGAGCUGUUUCCGGGCCUUGACUGAUUUCACCGGUAAGGUGGCAUUCAAAAACAGUAAGUGUAAAAUCUCUGCCAGUGGUAAAGAAGGCCAUCUUUCAUGACACCAGAGUUACGAUGUGUCUUAUGUUCAUUCUUAAACGCAAAGGCCAUGAGGAUCUUUCUCCAUCUGAAAAUGCAUACUUUAGAGGAUCCAGCCUCUGAACUACGACACAGCAAUGAAAUACUUGAUCUGUGUGGUCCUGACCUGUGGGGGCUCUCCACACAUCAUAUCCCAGGUCCCAUAGUGUCCCUUGGCUUGUCUGUGCAGUCUCACAGCAUCAGUAAAGGCCGGUGUCUGGACUGUCUGCUCCUCUGGGAGACCUGUUGGUGACAAGAAUAAACCUAGAUCAGUCACAUGACAUAACAAGACACUUUUAUGGUCACCGAAUGUGUCUCAUCACUGAAAAUAGAGAGUAAUGGGAUGAUUUUCUGCAUUAUAUGAUUUCUUUGUGUUGGUCCUGUAACACUCUGCUGUGAUUCAGUACAGAUGAAGAAAAUGAAAAACAAUAACAACAGUUUCCAUUAUGUCUGCGUCACAUCUGUGAGGCGGUCUACAGGAUAAUUUUGGCCAACAGUUUAUUCAGUAACAGUUCCUGGAGUGUCGGAAAACACACACAGAGACCCUGCCCCUACCACACGCAGCUGUGUCAUCCCUCAAAACAGGAAGAUGAUUGUUUGUUAGAGGACAGAUUACAUGUGGUUGCUAUGGUUACUGCCCCUCCUAGCUGAAGAGACAAUAGAAGCUACUACCAGAGAGCUCGGUGCUGUGUGUGCAUUUUAAGGAAGUUGUUUUUUUGUGGUUUGUGGUGGUGUAAAAGUGAUGAAAAUACACCCGCUCUGGAGCUGCCUCUGCCCUUCUUUCAAGGACGUUAAAGAGGUGAGGGACACUAAGUGCUGAAAGUCAAACAUCCAAACAAAAAAGUGUAAAACAGGUGUGUGAGAUAAAAAUAAAACACACCUACAAUAAGCAGUCUGUCCUUGAGAAUAGUUCUUUCUUUAAAUAAAUGUGCAUCACUCUUUUGUCGUGUUUCUCCUGUGGCCAUAAGAGUCACUCUUUCUGACGCACAAGUUUGCCUUUUUUUGACCAAGCCCUUAUUUUAAUGUUUCAGUUUGAUGGUCGGUAAACAAUAGCAUCAUUGCCCUUCUCUUUUAGCUUUGGCUUUGUCUUGUAAAGGGGCAAAUAUAGUAAACAAAGCCCUUUUCUGUUUCUUUUGAAGAGAUUUUUUUGACUGAAAAUUUUUAGAAAGAGAUCAUAGUCCUCACCACAGCAUCCAUGCUAAAACUUUGCUGACAACACUUUAAUAACUUUAAGCAUUAAAAUUGAGUUUGAGUAUUAGAUCACAAGAAAUCUGCCCUGACUUAUUAACUAGCUGUGAUGAACACAUAUCAGUACAUGCAGAGGAGGGAAUAAAAUCCAAUUACUCAACCCACAUGUAUCCAUAUGUUUAGCACCGAGCCUAAGUGUACAAAAAAAUCUGGAUAUAUUUGGCCCAUAUAUAUAUUAAAUAAGGUAGACAGAUCAGUCUUUUUAAUGUGGUUUCUUUUACUGCUUAAAUGGUGCCUGUCCUUUGUUUCAGUGCACACCCUGAUAUGAUGCAUGAUAAAUACUUCCACAUGCUGUGAAUGACGUGGAGUAAGUAGACUUCAUUACGUUAGUGCUUGGAUGUGUGCUGAUGUCAGCCCUUUUGUCUGUUUUUUUUUAUUUUUUUACUAUAAUAGGAGACUCCAGUCUGCUGCGUAAUCACCUUAAUUCAGAGAUAAACUAAGGAACGUCAACACCAGGAACACUCGUAUCAUCAGGCAAAGUUUUGUGUUACGUCAUUCCUUCAGUCUGUGAUCAGCUGCUCCGCCCAGCUGAUUGUGCAGUGUGUGUUUGUGUGAAAAACAGAGUGCAUCCUUCACUAUCGUUGGCAAAAAAGUUUAAUGUUUUUUCAAGUUUAAUGGAGGUGAAAUGAGGUUUCGUGUUAAUUUGCAUCCAAAAUGAGAAAGUGAGACUCAUGAAUGAUGCCAAGUUUGAACUCUUAUACUUCAUUAGAGCUGUAUGCUAAAAACUGCACUUAGAUAACAGUUUGAUAUGGACAAUAUAAUACCUUGUGGAACAAUCUCAUGAACAAGUUAAAAUCUGUCUUAAAAAGUUUUACAAUUGUACUGCAAGUUAUUAUCUAUUGUGCGCAGUUUGUUUUACUGUGUCCGGGUGUCAUGUUAUUAUCUGUGUCCAGAUUAUUAUACUGUGAAGUAAAAUUCCCGAUGAUAAUGAAGAGUGACCGGUUUUUAAUUUUUGCAAAACAAUGUUGUAAUGUGCAUCAGAUUAUCAGUAGUUCAAUUCAGAUAACCUUUAUCAACAUAAAAGUCAAAGUGAUAUAACCAAAGCAUAAACAAUAUCACAGUAAUCAGUUAAUGAAAAAUAUCACUGGUUAAUUUGGAGUGCGCACAAGUAAAUGUCUCGUGCCACAAAGUAUUACUGGUAUAUUUAUUAUUUAAAGUGGUUUUACUUUAACUGUUCCUAUAAUCAUGCUGACUUUGGGACCUACUUCUCUCUUAGCUGUUAGGUUUGACAGUUUUGUCAGUCUCUCUGCAGUAAAAGAGAAAUAAUACGACAUAAUCUGAACACUACACUACCAACCCUCAAAGACAAUUAAGAUUAUUCCUCUUGAAAUGCCAACACAUUAAAAAAAUGCAGCAGUGCCAGUGAUUGAUGGAUAGCUAGUUUACCCGCAGCAUGCCUGUGGAGUCUGUCAUACACAAGCAGCCAUGUGCAUGUGUGUGGUUUUAUUUCCUCACUGUCUGAAGGAAGUUGUUUUGUCUGUGACUCAGGGAAGGCUCACAAAGACAGGAAGUGACCAAAGAGCGAGGAGGGGAGAGCCAAAGCCAGACAGGAAGUCGUUUCUGCUCCAAGCUUCCUAAGACCGCAUUCUAAUACAAGUACUUCCUCGCUUUUUAGUAUACCAGAUAGAAGAUUGAUUAUGUCAGAG
This is a messenger RNA of Xyrichtys novacula (pearly razorfish), 22222 nucleotides long. NCBI's taxonomy places the organism in Eukaryota, Metazoa, Chordata, Actinopteri, Labriformes, Labridae. The record is from the annotation of a GenBank genome assembly.